GUCUGAUAGCAGAUGCUGGAUCAGGUAGGACAAUGAAUUGGACUCAGCUGUGGCUGCUGGCCUUUCUGGCCAUCUCCUCUCUGACUUAUCUGGCUGUUGGAUCUCCAUUGAAGGUGAUGUCUGCCCCCAACUUGUUGCGUGUAGGAACAGCAGAAAACAUCUUUGUGGAGUGUCAAGACUGCACCGGAGGAGACAUAAACGUCGAUAUCAGCGUGAUGAACUAUCCAUCCAAGGAAAAAAGGCUGGUAACCACAUCUGUGACCCUUACCAGUGGAGAACACUUCCAGGGAUUUGGACAAAUAACGAUUCCUGCAGGAGACUUCAACAGGGAUCCAACCUUGAAGCAGCGUGUCUACCUGCAAGCUCAAUUCCCUGACCGCCUGCUUGAGAAAGUCGUCUUAGUGUCCUUCCAGUCCGGCUACAUCUUCAUCCAGACUGACAAGACCCUCUACACCCCAAACAGUAUAGUUCAUUUCAGGAUGUUUGCAGUAACACCACGCAUGGAGCCUGUGGAGAGGGACACCGUAACCCAAGCUGAUACUACCAUAGCCAUCGAGAUCGUGACUCCUGAAGACAUCAUUUUCCCUCUUGACAGUGUCUCUCUGAAAUCGGGAAUCCACUCUGGAAGUUAUCAACUUGGUGAAAUUGUCAGAUCGAGGACGGUUGAAGUUAUGAAUCCAGAUGAAACUCCAGCAAAAGGUAUUGCGGUGGUGCUGGAGCCAGGCGCUGUGAAGGGUUUCACUGCAGCCAACGGCAUGGCAAAGGUUACCAUCAAUACAGUGGCAGGACUCUCAAGUCUGCUUAUCACUGCAAAGACCAAUGAUCCUGAUAUUUCACGUGAAAGACAAGCAUCAGCCACCAUGACAGCUCUCCCAUAUAAAACUAAGAGCAACAACUACAUCCACAUAGGUGUGGAUACAGCAGAGCUGGAAUUAGGAGACAAUCUGAGAAUCAGUCUCAUCUCUAACAGGCAGUUAAAUAAUCAACAAACUGAUAUCACAUACCUGAUCCUGAGCAGAGGUCAGCUGGUGAAACAUGGCCAUUACAGGAAUAGAGGCCAAGUACUGAUUUCCCUGAUAGUUCCCAUCACCAAAGACAUGCUGCCAUCGUUCCGCAUCAUAGCCUACUACCAUACAAAUGACAAUGAAGUGGUUUCAGACUCUGUUUGGGUGGAUGUCAAGGACUCCUGCAUGGGCUCGCUGACGUUGGAAUCAUCAAGACCUGCUGUGUCCUAUGAGCCUCGCAGGAUGUUUGGUCUGAAAGUCACUGGAGAUCCAGAGGCCACAGUGGGACUGGUGGCAGUUGACAAAGGCGUCUAUGUCCUGAAUAACAAGCACCGCCUCACCCAGAAAAAGAUCUGGGACACUGUAGAGAAGUCCGACACAGGCUGCACCCCAGGUGGAGGCACAGACAGUAUGGGUGUGUUCUUCGAUGCCGGGCUGUUGUUUGAGUCGAGCGCUGCUUCUGGGACUCCCUACAGACAAGAUUUGAGGUGUCCAUCCCCCACAAGGAGGAAACGAGCCAGCAGGACACUGGACGUCACAACCAACUGGGAAGAAGAAGAUUUGGAAGACAGAAGCAAUGGAAUUGUUUCUCGCACCAGAUUCACUGAAAGUUGGCUGUGGUCCGACGUCAAACUGCCUGCUUGCCCUGGUAAAGCACCCAACUGUGUGUCCACAUCAUUUAUGAAAACAUUUCCUUUAUCUGACUCAAUCACAACCUGGCAGAUCAUCGGUAUUAGUCUGUCAAGAACUGGUGUAAUCUGUGUGUCCAAUCCAUUGGAGGCAGUUGUUUGGAAGCAAUUCUUCAUUGAUCUCAAACUGCCGUACUCUGCUGUAAAAGGGGAGCAGCUGGAAAUUAAGGCAGUCCUCCACAACUACUUCCCUGAGCCUGCUAUCGUGCUUGUGGAACUGGUUGAGGCGGAGCAUGUGUGCAGUGUAGCUUCAAAUCGUGCAAGGUAUCGUCAGGAGGUCGUGGUUCAGCCUCAAACCACCCGAUCUGUACCCUUCAUCAUUAUUCCCAUGAGGGAAGGACAACUCGGCAUUGAGGUCAAAGCAUCUGUUAAAAACUCGUCGCUCAGUGAUGGAAUCAGGAAGAUGCUGAAGGUGGUGCCUGAAGGUGUGCUAACAAAAUCUGAAAGUAUUAUAACACUAAACCCUGCUGAGAAAGGUGUAGACGGUAACCAAGAAGAAAUAAUCAGAAGUGACAUUUCUCAUAAACAUAUGGUUCCAAACACAACUGUGAGCACAACGAUCUAUCUGACAGGAAAAUGGCAGCAUAGUGGGCUGGUGGAGGACAUCAUUGGUGGGAAAUCAAUGGGUAGUCUGAUCUAUCAGCCGGCAGGGAGUGGAGAGAGCAACAUGAUACACAUGACCAUGCCUGCCAUUGCUACCAUGUAUUUAGACAAAACCAACCAGUGGGAAACUGUGGGCGUUGAGAAACGUAAUGAAGCCCUCGAACACAUCAAGACUGGCUACCAGAACGAGCUUGCCUACCGUAAAAGAGAUGGAUCUUUUUCUGUAUUUCCCCAUCGCCAAAGUAGCACCUGGCUGACGGCCUAUGUGGCCAAGGUGUUUGCCAUGGCCAACAGUCUGGUUGCAGUGGAAAGGAGCGUGAUCUGUGAUGCUGUCAAGUAUGUGAUUCUCAAUGCCCAGCAACCUGACGGCUUGUUUCGAGAAAUCGGGGGUGUAAUUCACAGAGAGAUGAUCGGUAAUGUGCGUGGCAGAGAUUCAGAUGCCUCCAUGACAGCCUUCUGCCUCAUCGCCAUGCAGGAGUCACGCACACUGUGUGCUGCCACUGUUAAUACUCUGCCAGGCAGUAUAGAAAAAGCAGUGGCCUACCUGGAGGGGCGCCUGCCGAGCCUAGUCAACUCUUAUGCUGUUGCCAUGACAUCAUAUGCCCUGGCCAAUGAAAACAAACUGAACCAGCAGAUCCUCUACGCGUUUGCCUCCCAAGAUUUCUCCCACUGGCCUGUACCAGGAGGACAUGUUUACACAAUGGAGGCCACAGCUUACGCUCUUCUUGCUCUCGUCAAGGUCAAGGCCUUUGAAAAAGCCAGACCUAUUGUGAGAUGGUUCAGCCAACAGCAGAAAGUGGGCGGAGGCUAUGGAUCAACUCAGGCUACUAUAAUGGUGUACCAAGCUGUAGCAGAGUACUGGUCCAGUGCCAAAGAACCAGAUUAUGAUCUGUAUGUGGACAUCUUGUUGCCGGGCAGGUCAAAGCCUAACAAAUACAUCUUCAACAGGGAUAACCAUUAUGCCACAAGAACAUCUAAAUUCAAAAAUAUAAACGAAGAUAUAAGAGUUUCUGCCAGAGGAACAGGAGAGGCAACAUUGAAAAUGGUGUCGACGUAUUAUAGUUUGCCUGGUGAAGAGAAGAGCGACUGUAAGAAGUUUAACCUGUCUGUGCAGCUCCUCCCAGAGAACGUGGAUGAGGAUGAGAGGAUAUACAAGCUGAGAAUAGAGGUUUUGUAUAAGGACACGGAGCGUGAUGCAGCCAUGUCGGUUUUGGAUAUUGGCUUGCCAACUGGCUUCACUGUGAACAAAGGAGACCUGGAUUUAUUAUCAGAAAAUCAUACUCGCAAAAUUGCAAACUAUGAAAUGACCCGAAUCCUGUCAGAGAGAAAUUCACUCAUCAUCUACCUGGACAAGGUUUCUCACACUCAACCAGAAGAGAUCGCUUUUAGGAUCCAUCAGACGCUGAAAGUGGAUGUCUUACAUCCAGCUGCUGUGUCUGUCUAUGAAUAUUAUGACCAGACACAUUGUGUGAAAUUCUACCACCCGGAGAGAAGUGGAGAGCUAAUGAGGUUGUGUAGAAAUGAAGAAUGCAUAUGCGGAGAAGGCUACUGCAGUAAGCUGCAAGAGGACAAGACCAGACAUGAAAGCCGUGCUGGUAUGGCUUGUGAGUCAGAUUAUGUGUACAAAGUACGAUUGGCGGGGUUUGAACAAGUUUCCUCUGUUGACAUUUACACAACGGAGAUAGUAAAGGUCAUUAAGUCCGGAUAUACUGAUGUGAAUCCUCUUAAUCAAUCGCGCAAAUUCACCAAUCAUCCACAAUGCAGGCAGUCUUUAGAACUGACUGUAGGCAAAACCUACCUUCUAAUGGGCACAGACAGAAAUAUUCGCAGGGAUCCCCAAAGUCAAAUGUAUGAGUAUGAUCUCUUAAACUUUAACUGGAUUGAGUACUGGCCCACAGAGGCAGAGUGUCAUGCUGUCGAACACAGAUUUAACUGUUUAACCAUUCGGGAGUUCACUGCCACCGCAUGUUUGCAGUAAUGAAACUUUGCACUUUGCAUUAUUCUUAAUAUGUAAAACUUAUAUGACUUGCAGAAGUCUCAAUAUUAUACUGUAUUCUGUUGAUUAAAAUGUAUAACAGCCUUUA
Messenger RNA from Seriola dumerili (greater amberjack), 4380 nucleotides. RefSeq names its product complement C3-like. Gene Ontology annotation, cellular component: extracellular region. Lineage: Eukaryota; Metazoa; Chordata; Actinopteri; Carangiformes; Carangidae. Bases 33 to 4274 code for a protein of 1413 amino acids. Gene Ontology annotation, molecular function: endopeptidase inhibitor activity; protein binding. The record is from RefSeq and is a predicted model, not a curated record. The transcript has 38 exons.